AUGUCUACAAUGCAUAGUGGCGUGGGUGUUCGCCGUGCCAUGCAGCGACUGCGGUAUAAAACUUCUGAGCAGCGGCAAGUCGUGAAUGAAAUGCGGCAACACGCGGAGGAACUCACGGCGAGUGGACGGGCCUCUGCGAAGGCCAAACACGUCAUUCCACCGCCUCUCUGCUUUGCGGAAGUAGCGGGAGAGGCCGAUCUGCAGCGCAGUUUCUUCCCAGACGGGAUGCUCAGCGGUGUGGGAAUUGGUGUUUCCGAUACGCUCGAUGUGCGGGAAUUCCGCACACGCUACGGUGUGGACUCGCAAUUACUCCAUCAAUUGCCCCAACAUGAGUUUCCAUUCGUCUCGUGGCUACGACGGCAUGGGGCUCAGUUUGUAGGGAAGUUGGUUUGUCGAACACCCGUCACUAUUGGAGAGGCGAGUUUAUUAGCAGCGGACUGUCCAGCUGCAGUGGCCGUAUCUCGUGGGGCGUGUAAUUACGCGAUUAGUUCAGCUCUUAUGGGUCCUGCGGCGAUGACAUCACCAUUACAUUAUGAUGUGGCCGCGUUUAAACCAACAUCGCAGUCUUUUGCAACUUUUACGGAUAACUGUGGGAUUGGAGCUCCAUCUAUGUCUGUAGGUAUAACCGCUGCUCGUCUUGAUGAUAUUUUUUAUCUUUGGGAGGUAUUUACAUCGGCUAUUCAGCCAACUUCUUUUCUCAGUGAAGAAUGGAAGGAGACAAAUACCGGUAGUAGCGGUAAAGGUGGUACAGAGCAUGAAUAUCAAAAGAACCACAGUAAAACUAGUCAUACCAAUAGUACUUCCUCUACUAGUAUUAACAAUAGUCAUAAUAAUAGUAGUGGUAGUUCUAGUAGUAGUAGUAGUAGUAGUAAUAACAAUAGUGGUGGAGGAGGAGGAAGUGGUAGUAAUAGUAGUAGUAAUAAUAAUAACAUCACCAACACCAAUAGUGGUAGUGGUGUAAAGGGAUUACAUUACGGUGAUUCUUCAGGAAUGAAUGGACAUGGUAGCAGUAGUGGUUCUAGUGAGGAAAUGUAUAUACGUCAUAUUGAACUUUCUGUAGGUUACCCUGCAGAUUGGAUUGAUGCACUUUGUCAAGAACGUAUGGUUUCUGCAGAUGAAUUUCGUCGUCGUAUUCUUCGUCUUGCUUCUACCCGAAAUGCUAUGCGAAAGAAUGAAGUAUUAGAAGUUAUACCAUUAACUAUUGAUGUAGACUUGGAAGUAGUGGUACAAGCUAUACAAACUAUAGCAUUAUAUGAACUUUCUCAGUCAUUUGAUCGUGUCUUUUCACCGACUACUUCCAGUAUGCGAGGAGUAGGGGGAACAACUUCGCAAUCAGGUGUAUUAGAUGAACUACCAGAUGAAUUGGUAUCAGCUAUAUUUAAUGGUAGAACUUUAACAAGUCUUGACUAUCAUCGAGCCUUACGUGCACGAGAUACUGUACUACGUGCAACAGAAGAACAAUUUCGAGAUAUUGAUCUCAUUGUUGCCCCUAUUUUAUCUGAACCGUAUGUGAAUAGCAGUAUGCGAAGUAUUGCCCCAUUAUUACCAUUUGCCUUGGGUGGUAAUCCCAUGGUUUCUGUACAGUUAGAGCCCGAUUUCCCUGUUGCUUUGAUUGGAGAACUCGGCCGGGAUACCGGUCUCUUUGAGGACUGCACAACUUUUCUGCAGUUUGUGCGGGGAACCUCACCAAGAUGGUGGCGGCGAAAGUUUAUGCGGUGA
Molecule: messenger RNA, 1719 nt
Organism: Trypanosoma theileri
Lineage: Eukaryota; Euglenozoa; Kinetoplastea; Trypanosomatida; Trypanosomatidae
Exons: 1
Coding region: 1-1719 (572 amino acids)
Molecular function (GO): catalytic activity
Source: RefSeq, a predicted model, not a curated record